Messenger RNA from Penicillium malachiteum, 3225 nucleotides. RefSeq lists its product as uncharacterized. Lineage: Eukaryota; Fungi; Ascomycota; Eurotiomycetes; Eurotiales; Aspergillaceae. The record is from RefSeq and is a predicted model, not a curated record. The transcript is spliced from 2 exons. Bases 1 to 3225 code for a protein of 1074 amino acids.
AUGGCAACUAUUACAGAAACCGCGACGGCCAUGGCGAGGCUAUCAUAUAAGCCAGAGGACAUUGCCACUCGCCUACUAAAUGGCACUCUGCACGCAAGCUAUCCACCAGUGGAGAAAUUUAUGACAAUUGAUGGUCUCCUCAAAUCUCACGCAGCACACCCAAAUGAAUCAGCAAAACCAUUGAUAUGCUAUCCUGUUCGAGGAGCUGCGGAUUUUGAGCAACAUACGGCUGGCGAUCUCGAUCGAUAUACCGAUCUCGCGGUUCGCUCUUACAUGGAGAAGGGAUUGGCUCCAGCGAACCCCAGUCUCGAGAAGGCACCAGUUAUUGCUUUGCUGGCUGGGUCAAGUUUUGAAGUUAUUCUCACCUUCUUUGCACUGAACCGACUUGGUUAUGCUGUCCUCUUUCUUUCCACUAGACUGACAGCUCCAGCAUAUGCUAGACUGCUAGGAAUGGCGGACUGCAACCGACUCAUUAUUGCCGAUAGAUAUCAGGAGACCGUGCAUGAGAUAUGCCAAGAUCGGUCGGGUUGUAGCAGCAUCCCCAUUGUGCGACGGGAAGAAUGGUUCAAUCGCCCUGCUAUGGUCCCUCAUUUCCAGCGGAAAAACGUGGAUCCAGCUAAGGAAAGCAAGAAAAUGGCCUGGAUUCUGCACUCUUCUGGAAGUACGGGAUUCCCGAAGCCGAUCUUCUUAACCAACUAUCAGUCAUUGGCCAAUUUCCGGAAGAGCUUCGGAUUGCGUCUAUUUAAUAUAAGUCCACUUUUCCAUUCACAUGCCUUGAUGGAGCUUGGAAGAGCUUUCUACACAAGAGCCACGGCAUACCUCGGAAACCACUCUCUCGCAAUCACAUAUCAGAACCUCAUCGACGCGUUGGAAGUCGCAAAGCCAGAACAGAUCAGUGCCGUGCCGUACGUCAUCAAACUAUUGGCAGAAAAGCAGGAAGGCAUCGAAGCUUUGGCUAAGCCCCAGCUUGUCCUCUAUGGAGGAUCUAGCUGUCCAGAUGAUUUGGGAGACAGGCUAGUCGCGCAAGGCGUCAACCUCGUUGCCAAUUACGGUGCAACGGAGACCGGUCAGAUCAUGACGUCCUUCCGACCUAAUGGCGAUACUGAAUGGCAGUAUAUGCGUCUCCAAGCCCCCGUUUCCAAUCAUACCUUGAUGGAUGAGUUAUCUCCUGGUGUAUUUGAGUGUGUUGCUUUGGACGGAUUACCAAGCAAGGGGCCAUCCAAUUCCAAGGCACCGUUCAGUGAAAAGAACCCUGAGAACAGCUUUCGCACAUCGGACCUGUUCACACGACACCCCGAUCCAAAGAAAAGCAAUUAUUAUAAAUACCUAAGUCGUCUGGAUGACAGAAUCACUCUCGUGAAUGGCGAAAAGGUACUUCCGAUUCCGAUCGAAGGUCGUGUUCGCGAGGAGGAGCUGGUGGGAGAAUGUGUCGUCUUUGGCUUUCAGCGAACCGUGCCAGGUGCUUUGAUCUUCCGUACCCCUGGGAAGGCUCUUCAUCUAAACAACGAGGAAUUCCUGGAGACCAUAUGGCCUGCUGUUGAGGCCGCCAAUGCUCGCGCGGAGACAUUCUCCCGCAUUCCAAAAGAAUUGGUGAUCAUCAAGGGGGCAGAAGUGACUUACCCAAGAACCGACAAAGGAACAUGCAUCCGAGCUCAGGUGUACCAGCAGUUUGAGGAAGAUAUCCAAGGAGCCUACCUCCGUUUCGAAGGUAGCGGAGAGGAGAAAGGAACGCUUGCGCUUAGUCUAUCUGAGUUAGAGGAUUGGCUCUUAUCUCGAUUCCGGGAUGACUUGAAUGUACAGCUUGACAAUGCUGAGACCGAUAUCUUCUCCACUGGAGUUGAUAGUCUUCAGACCACUCAGAUAUGGCGAUAUAUUGUUCGUGAUCUUGAUCUCGGGGACCAAGGAGACUCCCUAUCUCAAAAUAUCGUUUUUGAGAAGGGAACUGUCAGAGCGCUUGCUCAGCACCUAUAUCAAAUGCGAACCGGUCAAGAGUUUGACACGGAAGAUGAAUUGGAAGUCAUGCGAGAUAUGAUUGAGAGAUACUCAAACUUUACUCAUCACAUCCCGACUCUGCAGAAACAACCCGAAGCGGAAAUCGUGAUCGUGACGGGUGGAACAGGUAACCUGGGUGCAUUCAUCAUCGCUGAAUUACUCAAGCGACCGAAUGGCCCUGAGGUUUGGGCUCUUGUACGCGCGCCCGGUCAGGUAGCUGCAGGGGCUCGUCUGUCGAAAGCACUGGCAGAUCGCAACAUUUCUCUUUCCGAUGCCGAGUCUGCCAAACUCUACGCUGUACCGAGCGACUUAUCGCAAGCCAAUCUAGGCCUCGACAACCAUGUUAUUGAAUAUCUCCUCUCGUGCACGACGAGGAUUAUUCAUAGUGCUUGGGCAGUCAACUUCAACCUUGGAGUGCGAUCCUUCGAACACCAACAUAUUCGCGGCACUUACAACCUCAUUAACUUCUGUCUCCGAUCGAAAUUACCAGCGCCGGCCCAGUUCUUCUUCUGUUCAAGCGUGAGCGCAGCAAGCAGCACACCAAAGCCAGCGUCCAUCCGUGAACACAAAAUUGAAGACCUGUCGCACGCUCAGAAAAUGGGCUAUGGAAGAUCUAAGCUGCUGACUGAACACAUCACUCACAAUGCUAUGCGCAAGACUGGGAUGCAUGCCAGGGUAUUGAGAAUUGGUCAACUCGGCGGAGAUACCAAGAGUGCGAUGUGGAACGAGACUGAAGCUGUAGCUCUAAUGUUCCGGAGCGCUCUGACGACAGGCGCACUGCCUGCUUUGGAUGAGCGACCGAGUUGGCUUCCUGUGGACAAAUGUGCCGAAGCAAUCACUGAGAUCACGCUGAGCACCUCACCUCUGCAGGAAGUGGAUCUGGUCUAUCAUUUGGUUAACCCGCGUACAUUUAGUUGGAAGAAUGAUUUGCUUCCAGCUUUGAAGAAAGAAUCGGCGCUGGCUAAUUUCGAGAUCGUCACACCACAAGAGUGGCUGCAGAGAUUGGCCAGCAGUGAUCAGAACCCCGAGACUAACCCAAGUAUCAAACUCAUUGAUUUCUGGAAAUCGAAGUAUGGGGGUCAUGGAACGCAGCAGGCAGAGGAUGCUGGACUGGUGUUCGAGACACAAAGCACGAUACGCGAUUGUUCGAGCUUGGAUUUUGUUGAAAAUACGGUCUCCGAUGGCUUAAUUCACAGGUAUAUCUCGACCUGGAUGAAGCUUUGGCAGCAAUGA